AUGAGUGACAAUAAUGAACAUAUACAAGGAACAAAUUUUGGUCAGCAUACGAUGUCUAUGCCGGUUUUUCUCAUUGAAGAAGGACAAGAUUUAGACCAUCGUCUAAGUACGUCGGUCAAUACUCCACGUCGAUUUUCGACUACUUCUCAGAAUUUUUUGCCAUAUGGUGAUGAAUACCGUAGACAAGAACGUGUUCCACCGUCAAGUGCUGAAUUCCGACAACGGUGUUUUUCAAGAACUGACAACGGUUAUGAUGGACCUAUCAAUGAGCGGCGAUUAUCAGUCAUUUCGGAAGGAAAUCAUUUGACAGAAGACGAAGAAAAUGGAAUAUCAAGUUUGAUUAAUUUGAAUUCUCUUGGAAGGAAACGUGAUAGACGUCAUCGUCAAAUCUUAUUUAUCGUGGAACCGAUAAUUAUUGGUUUGUUUCUACUUCCAGUUCUUGUUCUUUUUUGGCAAUGUGGAUGGAAUCUUGUUUGGACUCUAUUGAAAGCAAUCAAUCAACAUUCAUUAAGACAAGAACACCAUACAAUAUCUGAUGAAGACUUAACUCAUUAUUCGAUACGUACUUUGCUCAUUCCGUAUUUGAUCGUUCAAAUUUUUCUUCUACUUCUCUAUCUCGGUCAAGAUUUCUUGUAUGAAUUUUUGAAGAAACGAAAUUGUUUUCUUCAAUUAGUUCUCUUGAAAUUGCACAUUCUUGUAUUAGCAUCAAUAUACAUAGUUCAAUGGGAAAUGUUAUGGACAGUCUGGGAUCAAUAUACACCUCAUGAAUGGUAUUUUGAGUUAGUUCUUUCUUUUACAUCGCUAUUUGCAUUGAUUGUAUUGAUUGGACAUUUAUCUGAUCUUGUUUGUGCACCAUUUCUUGUUAGUUAUGAUCACAUUGAACAUUGUAUACAAUUCGGUUGUCCAUUACUCACGCGACAAAUGAAUCCAUGGAAAAUAAAUUUGAUAAAUUAUGUUUUGUAUGAAGUAAUAAUUUCAAAUAUAGCAAUAAUGACAUGGCGUGGCUUUUAUCAUUUUCUUGAUGAAUGCCUAUAUCCAAAGGAUGCGGAUAAAUCAGCUUGGAUUUGUUUAUUAGUUGGUUAUGUUCUAUAUUUUCCUUUAAUGUAUUUUCAAAAUUAUCUUGAAUAUUUAAAUUUGAAAUUUGAAUUUUGGACUUUUGUUUCAAUUAAUUUCCCUCAACUCUAUCGUAAUAUACGUCAUCUAUUGGCUUUUUUUUCAUGUCUCUUUCUUUGGCGUGGUAUUUGGCUUCUCUAUGAUUCUCAUAUUGUCAUUUUCGAAUCACCUGUCCUUACAUAUAUGUUAUUAUAUUUGGCAUCAUUUUUGUUUUUGGCAUUAAUUCAAACAUCAUCAUCAAUCAAUGGUCCUUUAAGUAAUAUGGAAGACGAGAAUCAAUUUUUUCCACUCUAUCCAAAUUGUUAUGUUUCUAUUAUUGUUCGAAAAUUUUCUCGAAUGCCAUGUUGUAAUUAA
Messenger RNA from Rotaria sp. Silwood2, 1467 nucleotides. The record is from the annotation of a GenBank genome assembly. Lineage: Eukaryota; Metazoa; Rotifera; Eurotatoria; Philodinida; Philodinidae.